AUGUUUCGAUCUCUGAAGGGAAAAAUUAUUGGCGCAUUCCAAGACAAUCCGCAAAUAACAAACAGUUCGUCAGAAUCCGAACCACAGCUGUCCAUGCCUCCCUCUCGUUGGUCCCUUCCUACAAGCGGGCGACGGCCAAACACCGUCACCGAGGAGAAUCAUUCCACCUCAAUCCUUAGAUUCGACUCUCCUUUCCCGAAAUCGCACACAAAGAUUACGCCUCGUCUUACUACGAGCCCCUCGACGUCCCAUCUGUUACCCGCGGACUUUCUCAUUGACGGUACUCCAGAGCGCUUCACAGAGGUUCCGCAGGUAUCGGCGGCAACACAGGAAGCUAUUCCAGCAACCGUAGCAUCUGAGGAAAGCUCUCGCAGACAGCAGACAGGCACAGCCAACGGCUCGGAACCGAGAUUCUCUUCACAUGUCGAAGAUUUCUCCUUGACGAAGAUGUUUGCCUCUCCCAACAACGGACUACCACCUAGCUAUCAAUCCAGUGCCAACCCCUCUCUGGUGGGAGGUUUCGGUAGCGAUGGGCUCGAUCCCGCUCCGGCCUACGACUGGGGAUUGGCGCUGGAUGUUGACGGAUCGAACAACGAGCAGCAAACUUCAGCACGGCGUGUCAGUCAUGAUCACCACCAACCGCCAGCUUCCUUACCUGAGGUUCCCCGUCGAAUCAACUACUACCGCGCAACAAGCGCCGAUAUUCUGGCCGACUUUGACUUUCCACUGCCCGUAGCCAAGACUUCUACCACAAUAAUGGAGGCCACGAUGCCUUCUUCUUCCACCCCACCGCCACAAAGAGGCUACCUGCCAACACCAGCGUCCAUUCUUGAGGAUUUUGACGCGGCGCCCUUUUCGCCUCAAACCACCGGCGGCAGCUCAAGCACUGCAGCAAGUACACCGCCAAUACUAUCACCGCCCUCACGCCCAAGAUCAACAUCAAAGCUAGCAUCACUGUUGUCAAACAACCCAUACCUUGAGAUCUUUGAACAGAAAGAGCAAGCAAUGACGGUCGCAUUUUUGCGCAGUCAAGAAGCAGUAUCUGGAUCUCGCUCCACGGAUCUCGCAGCUGAUGACUUUAGCUUCGGCCAGAGGUAUCACAAGGCGGCAGACACAACAGACGUUGUCGUUACUAGGCAAAGGCUACCGGCCAACGACCUGAGCGGUUCCCGAGAGUGUCCAAUUUGUGCUGAAACAAGAGAAAUUUCAAUGUUUCCGGUCCUGAGUGUCACCCCGAUGUGCACGCACCCGCCAGAGACGUGCUUGGCGUGCCUUCAAAUGUCCAUAAAAGCAGAUCUGAACAGCAAACUAUGGACUGAUAUUCGCUGCCCUGAAUGCCGCGAGCUGCUGGAAUACGUCGACAUUCAGAAGUAUGCAGACGAAGACACAUUUGCCCGAUAUGAGGCAUUGGCUCUUCGAGCUGCUAUGGCUGAAGCCGACAACUUCAUUUGGUGUACGGCUAACUGCGGCUCUGGCCAGCUCCAUGACACCGGCGGCGACCAACCUAUAGUGACAUGUUUACAUUGUGGCCAGCGGUCUUGCUUUAGUCACAAUGUGACGUGGCACGAGAACUUGUCGUGUGAGGAGUACGAUGCGCUGCUACAAGACCCGGAGAACUUCCGCUCGCGUAUUGAGAUGGAGUACGACGAAUUUGACUCGGCGCGACGGGCGCAAGAAGAUGCCGAUCGAGCGAUAGCGCAAGGCCUUAUGGCUGAACAACAGGCCGAGAUUCAGGAGCGGGAAUUCAGAGAACGCGCCGAAAGAGAGAGAGCCCGCAAAGCGGCCGCCCUAGCGAGGAAGGUUGCCGCUCGUCGAAAAGCGGAAGAAGAGCAGAGUCGAGUGACUGUGAGCCGAACGACGAAGCCGUGUCCUGGUUGCGGAUGGGCCAUUGAAAAGAACUCUGGCUGUUCACACAUGACCUGCCAGGUAGUGGGCUCCAGCAUGCAAUGCAAGCAAACGGACAAACGAAAAGGAAGCGGAAAAGAACAGAAACCAUCUAACCUGGAUGACCAAUUCCUAGGUUCCAAAUGCAAGCACGAGUUCUGCUAUGAGUGCGGGGCGGAUCAUAAGCAUAUUUUACUCCUUGAUAACAGCAUACAUGGCGACGACUGCCGCUUUCAUCCAAACAACCUUGUCGAUUGA
Colletotrichum orchidophilum is the source of this 2142-nucleotide messenger RNA. RefSeq lists its product as uncharacterized. Gene Ontology annotation, biological process: positive regulation of proteasomal ubiquitin-dependent protein catabolic process; ubiquitin-dependent protein catabolic process; protein polyubiquitination. Gene Ontology annotation, cellular component: ubiquitin ligase complex; cytoplasm. The record is from RefSeq and is a predicted model, not a curated record. Gene Ontology annotation, molecular function: ubiquitin conjugating enzyme binding; zinc ion binding; ubiquitin protein ligase activity. Bases 1 to 2142 code for a protein of 713 amino acids. The transcript has 5 exons. NCBI's taxonomy places the organism in Eukaryota, Fungi, Ascomycota, Sordariomycetes, Glomerellales, Glomerellaceae.